AAAGGAAAAAAAAAACAAAAAAACAAAAGUCAAUUCAUUUUCCCUCUUUAUUAUCUUUCUUAUAUUUAUAAGUACACACAAUUAAAUUCUCCCUUUUCUUUAUGUGCUUUGAUUAGGUUUUUGUUUAAUUCUUUUUAUGGGAAAAUCGCCGCCGAGCGCAUCCAAGGUUCAACGUCUCGCAAAGGCCACCGCACAGCAUCUCAACAGGACAGGGAAAAACACAAAACCCACAACGCAGAACCGGCUGAUUAUAAGUGAAGACAAGUCCAAGAAGAAGAUGGAGAGCUCUAGUGCCAGUCAACGUCUGCCACUCUCCGAGGUUGUCUCUGAUUGCGUCAAGCGUUGGUUCAAAGACACUCUCAAGGAGGCCAAAGCUGGCGAUGUCAACAUGCAGGUUCUGAUCGCUCAAAUGUAUUAUAGCGGUUAUGGGGUUCCUCGAGAUGCACAACAGGGAAGAAUUUGGAUGACAAGGGCCUCGAGGGUUCGGUCUUCGGUCUGGAAAGUCAGCGAUAAGCAUCCAGGUUAUAAUGCAAGUGAUUCAGAUUCAGAUGAAAUGAAGGGUGAUUCUUGAGAUAAUCCACUUGGUCUCUGCAUUUGGAACAUUUAGAACUGGUUCACAUAGUUGUGAUGCCUGUUUUGUCUCAUUGAAUGUGUUUGUGACAAUCUUUUUUCUAUUUGUUUUUGUUUUUCAUGUAUAAGUCAGUUUCUUUUUUUAUUCUUUUUUUUUUCCUUUCCUUUUACCACCAGAUACAUAUGGCAUCAGUUUAUUAUCAUAGGAUAAUUUGUUAAAUGUUGUCUUUUACUUUGGUUUGAGUCUUGAUGAAAUGGUGAAUUUUGGCAAAAUGAUCCUUUCGAGCCAAAUGAUUAUCAUAUUUUGUAAUGAAGAGUUAAUUGAUUAAUAGAAAAUAUAUAUAAUAAUGCAUAUUAAAGCUCUCAAGUUAUGCAAUGCA
Molecule: messenger RNA, 950 nt
Organism: Durio zibethinus
Lineage: Eukaryota; Viridiplantae; Streptophyta; Magnoliopsida; Malvales; Malvaceae
Molecular function (GO): protein binding
Source: RefSeq, a predicted model, not a curated record